AUGACUGCUUGUCUUAUGAACGGAUUCGUACAGUGGCUAGGGUUUCUUCCUACGCUAAAAAUUGGGGGAGGCAAAAAGGGUGGCAUAUGCCCCUUGACGCCGGUUUCUCUUGCAUUGCAGUGAUUUCUACUCAACUUCUUCAUCAACAUAAUUGGAAGGAACAGGGAGAUUUUUUAACACGAAGGUGCGAUGAGGUUGGAGAAAUGCUGGUUCUGUUCUUCAACUGUGUAUCCUGGGCACGGGAUCCAGUUUGUUCGGAAUGAUGCAAAGGUCUUUCGAUUUUGUCGAUCUAAAUGCCACAAAAACUUCAAAAUGAAGAGAAACCCUCGCAAAGUUAAGUGGACCAAGGCUUACAGACGGGUGCAUGGAAAGGACAUGACUCAGGAUUCGACGUUUGAAUUUGAGAGGAAACGGAAUAGGCCUGAGAGAUAUGACAGGAAUGUGGCAGAGGAGACUCUUAAGGCCAUUAAGAAAAUUGAUAAAGUCAGAGUCGACAGGGAUGCCCGACACCAUGCAAAGAGGAUGAAGGGAAAGAAGGCCCAGGUACUAACAGAAGCUACAAAGGAACUGGAGCAGAGCAUUCACAUGGUCAAAGCUCCUGCUGCUCUCCAAAAAGAGCCCUCACUCACAUUGCCAAAGGUUUCUCAGAAGCAAACAGAGGACAGGAUGGUAGAAUAGUUGUAUCACUAUUGCUUGUUUUUCUCGCUCUUCCUCUUUCUCUUGGUUUUUGGGGUUAUUAUGCCAUGAUUGUCUUUCAUGUAAAAUGUAUUGGGAUGAAACUUCUCUUAUGGUCUGCCCUUUGGCUUAAGUUUCUAGGGAUGAUGGCAAGUUAGAAUUAGUUAUAGCCGAAAAGGAAGCUAAACUUAGCUGGACAUGCAUUGAAAUUUUGAUUUCACUGUUUUAGUGAUGCUGUUGUGAUUCAUUUUCUUAAAAAUUUUGCUGUUC
Olea europaea var. sylvestris is the source of this 945-nucleotide messenger RNA. Its product is annotated as probable ribosome biogenesis protein RLP24. Bases 190 to 678 code for a protein of 162 amino acids. Gene Ontology annotation, cellular component: nucleolus. Gene Ontology annotation, biological process: ribosomal large subunit biogenesis. The transcript has 5 exons. Lineage: Eukaryota; Viridiplantae; Streptophyta; Magnoliopsida; Lamiales; Oleaceae. The record is from RefSeq and is a predicted model, not a curated record.